Rotaria socialis is the source of this 597-nucleotide messenger RNA. The record is from the annotation of a GenBank genome assembly. NCBI's taxonomy places the organism in Eukaryota, Metazoa, Rotifera, Eurotatoria, Philodinida, Philodinidae.
AUGUCGAAAUUUAUAUAUAUUUAUCUAACUCAUUUUUCACGCAUCUAUAAUCCAUGUAAAGAGUUGUACUCUGUACAUGCUCUUAUUCAUUUAUGGCAGGAAGUAGAACAACACGGUGGCCUGGCAUACCAUAGUUUGUUAGCUUUUGAAAGUUGUCUGUGUGAGUUCGAAAAACUAGCACAUGGUUCUACUCUUUUAUGUGAACAAAUUUCAUUUUGGUGGUGUGUCUUUCGUCAGAUACGUUCAAGAGAAGUUCGAUAUUCUUCUAACUUAUUUACUGAUGAACAACUGAUACUCGAUAAUUUUUUUGGUGAGCAUGUUUUGGAUAAUUAUCGCCAAGAAUUCGAUUUAGUUUACAACCAAAUGCUUGGCGAAUUUCCGAAUUCAUCUUUAAGAUGCUAUUCUUGGUAUCAACAUGGUUUGAUCAUAUAUCAUUCUAUAUCAUAUACUCGUCGUGGAAAUUCCAACAGUUAUGAUGUAUGCGUCAAAGAUGAUUCAAAUCCUAUACAAUCAAAUUUAUAUUAUGGACAAAUUCUAUUCUUUUUUAUGUACAUGAUAAACCGUUCUUAUUCUGAAACGAUAUGCCAAUUCAAAUAA